Messenger RNA from Closterium sp. Yama58-4, 930 nucleotides. Lineage: Eukaryota; Viridiplantae; Streptophyta; Zygnematophyceae; Desmidiales; Closteriaceae. The record is from the annotation of a GenBank genome assembly.
AUGGGAGAUGGUGGCGACUACGAGGACGAGGGGGAGGAAGCGUACGCAGAGAGAGGGCAAGGGUACGAUGUGGAAGGCGCCGCGUAUGCGGGGGGAGGAGGCGAAGAGGGGCGAGGUGGAGGGUACAUUAAUCAGGAAGGGGAGGAGUUCGGACAAGAAAUGGAAGGAGGGGAGGGGUUUGCAGAUGAGGAGGAAAACUGGCAAGAGGGAGGAGCGGGAGACGGAUACGCGAUGGGAGCGGGUAUGGGGAAUGCCCCAGAAGGGGAAGAUGGGUUUGCGGAGGACGGGGUGGCGGCAUUUGCGGAUGCGGAUGAAGGAUACGCUGGGGAAGAUGGAAAUGAAGGAGGGGGAAGGAUAUGCCGGGGGGGGGGGGAUGGAGUUGCGGGAGAGGAGGGGGAAGGAUAUGCGGGAGAGGGGGGGGAUGGAGUUGCGGGAGAGGAGGGGGAAGGAUAUGCGGGCGAGGAUAGGGAUGGAGUUGCGUGCGGGGAGGGGGAAGGAUAUGCGGACGAGGGGGGGGGGGAAGUUGCGGGAGAGGAGGGGGAAGGAUAUGCGGGGGAGGGGGGGGACGGAGUUGCGGGAGAGGAGGGGGAAGGAUAUGCCGGCGAGGGAGGGGAUGUAGUUGCGGGAGAGGAGGGGGAAGGAUAUGCGGGCGAGGGAGGAGAGGGGUACGCGGCAGGGGGGGAAUACACUGCAGGUGAUGGUGAACGAUUUGGUGAAGAGGGGCGCGAGGGAUACGCGGCAGAGGCGGUAGGUGGGAGACAGGAAGACCAAUGCGAUAAAGAGUACGGCGCUGCAGGCGACGGCGGAGAAGGUGGCGUACCUACCCAGCCGCACAGUCAAGGAGCUGAAGAUGAUGACGACAUUGAGCAGAUCAUGUACCCUGGAGCGCAAGCAAUGGCCACACAACAGAGCCAGGCGUCGACAAUGUAA